Capsicum annuum is the source of this 4805-nucleotide messenger RNA. RefSeq names its product TMV resistance protein N. The transcript has 6 exons. Gene Ontology annotation, biological process: defense response; signal transduction. Gene Ontology annotation, molecular function: ADP binding; protein binding. The record is from RefSeq and is a predicted model, not a curated record. The coding region runs from base 332 to 3763 and encodes 1143 amino acids. NCBI's taxonomy places the organism in Eukaryota, Viridiplantae, Streptophyta, Magnoliopsida, Solanales, Solanaceae.
AUUUGUAGAUGGUUUUCGACGACAAUGUCUACUUCUUUUAUUGGGUCAUGACCACAGACUUUCUAAACUUUUACCAUAUAUUUUCGUGGAAGAAGAGUUGCUCUAAUGUCAAAUAAUGAUGUCGCCUUCUCUAACGUUGUAUUUGUUCCCACAUAGUGGGGUCUAAGUCAUCACCUGCAUAUAUAAAUUAAUACAAGCUACUGUUUAGGUCUACUUUCAUUGUGAUGGAUUGAUUGGUUGAUUUAGUACUAAUUUCCUUUCUAGCAUCUUGUUUUAUUGCCUUGCAGUUGCAAAGUUUUGGUUUGAUAAUUUACUUUUUCAGCCACAAAAAAUGAAUCAGAAAAGCUCAUUCCUUCCAUCCCCAGAAAUUAUUCAAUGGAGUUAUGAUGUUUUCUUAAGUUUUAGAGGUGAAGAUGUACGCAAAACAUUUGUUGACCAUCUGUACAUUGCUCUGCAACUGAAGGGAAUCAACUCCUUCAAAGAUGACGAGAAACUUGAGAGAGGCAAGUCCAUUUCACCGGACCUUGUGAGAGCGAUCGAAGAAUCAAGGAUUGCGCUGAUCGUGUUCUCCAAAAACUAUGCAAAUUCGACAUGGUGUUUAGAUGAAUUAACGAAGAUCAUGGAAUGCAACAAACAAAAAGGACAAAUUGUCCUUCCGGUAUUCUACGAUGUUGAUCCAUCAACGGUGAGGAAACAAAAGCACAGCUAUGGAGAAGCAUUUGGCAAACAUGAAGAUCGUUUCAAGGUGCAAAAAUGGAGGGCAGCCCUGGAGGAAGCAGCUAAUUUAUCUGGCUGGGAUUUGCCAAAUACUGCCGAUGCACAUGAAGCUAGAGUCAUAAAGAAAAUUGUGACAGAUAUAAUGGCUAGAUUGGGUGGGCAGAGAGAUGCAAGCAAUGCUGAAAAUCUUGUCGGAAUGGAGUCACACAUGAACAAAGUAUAUAAAAUGCUUGGUGUCGAGUCUGGUGGAGUUCGCUUCCUUGGAAUAUUGGGAAUGAGCGGAGUGGGGAAGACGACUCUAGCGAGAGUUAUUUAUGAGAAUAUUCGGAGUGAAUUUGAAGGUGCAUGUUUUCUUCAUGAAGUCAGGGACCGUUCAUCAAAACAUGGCCUAGAGAGCUUGCAAGAGAUACUUCUUUCUGAAAUCCUUGUUGUAAAAAAACUAAGGAUCAACGAUUCGUUUGAAGGGGCCAAUAUGCAAAAACUAAGACUACGGUACAAAAAGAUUCUUCUUGUUCUUGAUGAUGUUGAUCACAUGGAUCAGUUAGACGCUUUAGCCAGGGAACGUGAAUGGUUUGGUCCCGGAAGUAGAGUCAUCAUAACAACCAAGGACAAACACUUGCUUGUUAAGUACGAGGUUGAAAAGAUAUACAGACUGAGAACUUUAAAUUACGACGAAAGUUUUCAACUGUUUAAACAACAUGCUUUCAAGAAGAACCACCCCACCAAGGAAUUUGCUGAUCUGUCAGCUCAAGUGAUAAAGCAUACUGGUGGACUCCCCUUAGCUCUUAAAGUUCUGGGCAGUUUCUUGUAUGGAAGAGGUUUGGCAGAAUGGACAAGUGAAGUGGAGCGUUUGAUACAAAUCCCAGAAAAUGAAAUUUUGAAGAAACUCGAACCAAGUUUCACUGGUCUCCACAAUAUUGAGCAAAAGAUAUUCUUAGACAUUGCGUGCUUCUUUUCAGGGAAAAAGAAAGAUUCAGUGAUCAGAAUACUUGAGAGUUUUCAUUUUAGCCCUGUCAUUGGUAUAAAAGUUCUCAUGGAGAAAUCUUUGAUCACUAUACUAGACGGUCGCAUUAUAAUGCACCAAUUGAUACAAGAAAUGGGCUGGCACAUUGUUCGUGGAGAAGAUUCUUACGAUCCAAGAAUAUAUAGUAGGUUGUGGAAUUGCGAAGAUAUUUCUCCUGUACUUGAAAGAAAUUUGGGCACUGAAAAGAUUGAAGGCAUAUCAUUGCACCUGACUAAUGAAGAACAAGUGAAUAUUAGUCACACGGCUUUCAUGCAGAUGGCCAGGCUAAGGUUUCUCAAGUUCCGGAAUGCCUAUGUUUGCCAGGGCCCUGAUUUUCUUCCUGAUGAGCUAAGGUGGCUUGAUUGGCACGGAUAUCCUUCCAAAAGUCUGCCAAUUAGCUUUCAGGGAAAACAACUUGUUAGUUUGAAAUUGAAACAUAGCCGCAUCAUACAACUUUGGAAAACUUCCAAGAUUCUAGGCAAUCUGAAGUACCUUAACCUUGGCCAUUCGCAGAAGCUAAUAAGGACACCAGAUUUUUCAGGUACCCCUAAUCUUGAAAGACUGGUUCUCGAAGAUUGCUCAAGUUUGGUAGAAUUCAAAUUUUCUGUUGGAGAUCUUGGAAAGCUAGUCUUGCUGAACCUGAAGAACUGCAGAAAUUUAAAGACCCUACCAAAGAGUUUUCGACUAGAAAAGCUUGAAAUUCUCAUUCUUUCGGGUUGCUCAAAGCUAAAAAAUUUCCCAGAAAUAGAAGGGAAAAUGCAUCGCUUAACAGAACUGUAUUUAGGAGCGACUGCUUUGAGUGAACUGCCUUCAUCAAUUGAGAACCUGUCCGGAGUUAGUGUCAUAAGUCUAAGCUGCUGCAAGCGAAUUGAGAGUCUUCCUAGCAGUAUUCUUAGGUUGAAGUGUCUGAAAACACUUGAUGUGUCCGGAUGCUCAAAACUUAAAAAUUUACCAAAUGACUUGGGACAUUUAGUUGAUUUGGAGGAGCUCCACUGCUCUCACACCGCCAUCCGAACAAUUCCAUCCUCUAUUUCACUUCUAAAAAACCUUAAGUGCUUAUCUCUCCGUGGAUGUAAUGCUUUGGGUUCACGAGUAAGUAGCUCAAGCCAUGUCCAGACGUCUCUGGGUGUAAAUUUUCAGAAUUUGUCGGGUCUUUCUUCAUUGAUCACGCUGGAUGUUAGUGACUGUAACAUUUCAGACGGAGGCAUUUUAUGUGAUCUUGGAUUAUUACAGUCUUUGAAGGAAUUGAAUCUCGAUGGUAACAAUUUUUCCAAUAUUCCAGCUGAAAGCAUAAGUGGUCUCACUCGACUUAAAGCCCUUGCAUUGGUUGGUUGUAGUAGGCUUGAGAGUUUCCCGGAACUACCUCCAAGUAUAAGAGAGCUAUAUGCUGAUGAGUGCACAUCUUUGAUGAGCAUUGAUCAAUUAACCAAAUAUCCAAUGUUGCAUGAAGUUUCCAUCACAAAUUGUCAUCAGCUUGUAAAAAAUAAACAGAAUGCCUCUAUGCUUGAUUCCUUGUUGAAUCAUAUGCUCAAGGGAGUAUACUGGAAUCGCAGUUUUAGUUUGUUCAUCUCUGGUGUUGAGAUUCCCGAGUGGUUUACAUACAAGAACUCUGGAAGUGAUUCAAUCUCAGUGGCCUUGCCCAAAAAUUGGUACACACCCACAUUCAGGGGGUUUGCUAUUUGUGUUGUUUAUGACCUGAUGACUCCUUGCAAAGUUUAUUAUACCAGAUGCCUAAAAACUUUCCAAGGACUUGCGAUGUGGUUUAGGCCCAAAGGUCAUGAUGGUUUGUACGAUGAAUUAUCCGCAUGUGUCGGCGUAAUAGGAAGUGAAAAACCUGUGGGUUCAGGUAACACUUUCCCGGCCCUGGUACCACUUUUUCGGCAUUGGUCGUUCUACACUUAUAGAGAUUACAAUCCUAAUAACUUCAUUCAGCUUGAGUUUGGGGUCUGUCUUUCAAUUCAUAAGGAUGUGGUGACCAAAGGUUUGGGAGUGCGCCUAUUGUAUGAGAACAGUACCCGAAAGAUUCAAGAGGAAAACAAUUGAUGGGCAAAGUUUUCUUCGGGAAAUGACAUAUGAAUAGUAGUAAAAGUCAUAUAUCUUCAAUUGGCUCAUGCUCAAAUUUGUUCAAAACUUUAUAAUUAGUGGAUUUUGUUCUUACUGCUUGUUUCAUUGUUUUUUUUUUUUUUUUGUAAAUUAAACAAAUACUGUUGUUGAUUACCAUAUCCAAAAGGUUUUUGAUGUUCUCCAUCUUCAAUGGGAAAACAACUGCCAUACUGCUAGAUCUGUUCUCCAUUCUUUCAACUGCCUGAAUCGCUCUGGAACCGAACAGGAUUGGACAAGCGCAUGAUGAAGUUUGACGCCAAUUUAGGUUCUCCAUGAAGCUCAUCCAUCUAAUUAAAAACAAAUACAUUAGCGACAAAAUAAUGAAACUCACCUUAAGAGCUCUUCGAAAUUUUUCACUUAGAACACGAGUGGACAAAUCAGGCGAUAGCCCUUGCACACCAGUACAGGCUUUCCAGCUCAACUUCUGCACUGGUAUUUGAGAAGUUGGUAAUUGCUAUUCAGAGUCUUCGAAAACUUCCCCAUCAUCAGAAAGCUCAUCAAAAGCUCGAACAUCAAGCUGAUAGCGGAGGAGUCCUCCAAUGCCACCAAAACUUCGGAAAAACUGAGAUCCUUCUUUCGACUUGUUGGUGACAAAUUCCAGACUGCAACCAAAUCUCCUGUACUCAUUAGCAAACCACUCAAGCAGUGACAGCUUUUCCUGAACCUCUAAUUCGGCAUUUGCAGCAGGAUCAUGGAAACGGGCUGGCACAUUGUUCGUCGUGAAGCUUUCAAUGAUCCAAGAAUAUAUAGUAGGUUGUGGAAACAGGAAGACGUUUCUGUGGUACUUGAAAGAAAUUCGGGAACUGAAAAGAUCGAAGGCAUAUCGUUGAACUUGACUAGUAAAGAACAAGUGAAGGUUAGUCGCGCGGCUUUCAUGCAGAUGACCAGACUAAGAUUUCUCAAAUUCCAAAAUGCAUAUGUUCGCCAGGGUCCUGAUUUUCUUCCUGAUGAAUUGAGGUGGCUUGAUUGGCAUGGAUUUCCU